GGGGCCUUUAUUUUGAAGCGGACCGGAAACGCGCUUGUUGUGAACACCCUCGAUAGGAUGGUCCGCGGUCUCCGGGUUUCCUCCCUCUCUACCCGGUCUAGACCUCAACACGGCGGCCCGUUCCAGCUCCAGGCCAGCUGCUGAACCCAACCGAUCCGAGCCGGUCCAGGUUAACCGUCCGAGUCCAGCAUGAACGAGUCGGAGGGGCUCCGGUUCCGCCGGCUGCACAGACCGCAGGUCAUCACCGACGAGCUGCCGGAGCACCGACACAAGGGAUCCGGCACCUACAGCGGGAAGGUGUUUCAGGUGACUCUGCUCUCUCUGGGCGGCUUCCUGCUUCUUCCUCUUCUGGUCGUCGUCCUCAUCCUGGAGUCUCCAAUCCAGCCCGAGGUCUUCAGUCUGAAGGAGCCUCCGCUGAUGAAGGGCUGCUGGGAGCCGAACCUGAAGCUCAGACAGGCUCAGAGACUCUUUGAAGAUCAGAUCAUCGGACCAGAGUCCAUCGCCAACAUCGGAGAUGUUUUGUUCUCUGGAACAGCUGACGGGAAAAUCGUGAAGCUGGUCGGUCGAAGAAUCCACACGGUGACGAGACUCGGGAAACUGCCCUGUGGCUCCAGAGAGGAGGAGUCCAGCUGUGGGAGACCGUUGGGGAUCAGAGUGGGACCCAACGGGACUCUGUUUGUAGCUGAUGCGUACCUGGGCCUGUUCGAGGUCAACCCCACCACAGGUGAGGCGACCAGGUUGGUGUCGGGCGGUCAGGUGGUCGCCGGCAGGAAGCUGUCGUUCAUUAACGACGUGGCGGUGACGCAGGACGGGAAGAAGGUGUACUUCACCGACUCCAGCAGCAGGUGGCGGCGCAGAGAUUACCUGCACCUCAUCAUGGAGGCCACCGCCGACGGACGAGUGUUGGAGUACGACACGGAGACCAGGGAGCUGACGGUGGUGAUGGAAAACCUUCGAUUCCCAAACGGGAUCCAGCUGCUGCCAGAUGAGGAGUCGGUGCUGGUGGCAGAGACCACCAUGGCCCGGAUACGCAGAGUCCACGUGGCCGGUCUAAACAAAGGUGGGAUGGACACGUUCAUGGACAACCUGCCCGGUUUUCCUGACAACAUCCGUCCAAGUUCGACUGGCGGUUAUUGGGUGGCCAUGUCUGCGGUGCGGCCGAACCCCGGCUUUUCCAUGCUGGACUUCCUGUCCCAGAGACCCUGGAUCAAGAAACUCAUCUUUAAGCUCUUCAGUCAGGAGGUGCUGAUGAAGUUCGUCCCUCGGUACAGUUUGGUGGCGGAGCUCCACGACGGCGGCAUCUGCACACGGAGCUUCCACGACCCCAACGGCCUGGUGGCGGCUUACGUCAGCGAGGCCCACGAGCACGACGGGAGCCUGUACCUGGGUUCCUUCCGCUCGCCGUACGUCGCCAAACUCGACCUGCGCGAGGCGUAAAAAAAACCGAGGGAUGAGCAGACGGACAUGUGAGACUUGUGUGUGUGACUGUAGGAUCGGUGUGAAGUCUGAAACCAGGACAAAGCGUUUGUCUUCAACUGUCACGUUUUGAUGCAGGAGCUGAAUUAAAAACUUACAUUCUGGUGGAUCGACGUGAAAUGAAACAUUCAUGGUCUCCAAGAGGACGCAUGCGACGGAACCGCCUCGGGUUGUGUGUUUGUGUUUGUGUGUGCGAGUGGGACGGAUAUCAAACCUUUACCUCGUCGGUUCAGACUGAAACGUGUCCGUCAGGCACAGAAAGUCGACAUCAAACGUCUGGUCAGACUGAUCAGAGCUGCAACUAACAACUAAUGCCAGGAAACGCUGAAGAUGCUCGUUGUCUAUUCUUUUUACUAACAUUUACGUUGGCGAGGCCGGAACGGGCAAAUGCUCAAUUGAAAGUUUAAAUCGAUAAUCUUGACCCGUUCGUCGACGGGAGAGUUCCUGAUUUAAAUCAUCAUUUCUGCCGGUUCCAGACUUCGUUUAAUUCGGACAAAGUUCUUGUUCCGCUGAUGGUGUUUGUUUUUUUUCUUCUGUUCAAUGAAAAAAGGAAUUUUUGUAGGAAAAGAUUUCCACGUUUCUCAAACUAAGGAAUCGAACCGAGUAUCAUUAUGGUCUCGGUGCUGAAACUUGGGGGCCGGUAUCAAAAGAUUUCGACCGGCUCUCAGCCCGAGAACAGACAAGGCGGCCUGGCGCACGUGCUAACGUUACGUGUUACUUGCUGACGGAGCUGACGGUCGUUGCUGCCUCUAGCUGCCGUUUCUCACUGGAAUACGUGACGUGUUUGGCCUGAGCCGACAGACGCGCGUCGAAGCGCGGACUGUGGUUAAAGAAGGAAACGAUAGGAGGAGCUCUACCGGUUCCCAGUUAGCUGCUUUACUUCUAACCUGGGAAAACCACAUCGUGGCCAUGACUUUCCGACUUUCAUCCGUUCCGUUAACUUAGUCUGACGUUUGCCUCGCUUGACUCUAAAUCAGAGGAAGGUUGUUCAUACAUUUCUCGCUCGCCAAACGAAACCAUCUCCGGGUUGUGCCGAGGUCACGUCUUGGUGAUCUCAGGAUCUGGAAAUGACAGCUGUUGCUCACGUUCAGUUUUCAGAGCAGUUACCAGGAUUUGCAGCUCAGCUGAUGUUCGAGUCUGGUUCCGUUACAAACCACAUCUGGUUCCUACGGGAAAACAGCUCGUUAUGUUGAGAUCCCAUAAUUAAUUCGGCGUCUUUAAAUCAGCAGCGUUCAGCUUCUGCUCCUGAAACGACGAGUGCGUUGUUUUGACGUUUUAUCGUGUGUUGAGUUUUUCGUGCCUGAGUCGUUGAGACGAGUUGCCAAAUUUAGCUUGUGUUUCUUUGCACUAAGACGUUUUUCUGGGAGCCAGGCGCAGUUUUCUGUGGGUUGAAGCUCAGAGCUGUGACUUAAAGAGCUGCUCCUGCCUCCUUCCUCCCUCCUGAUCACUUUUCACGUGUAUUUCUGGAUUGUUCCUUCUUGGCACCUGACGACGGGCUGACCUCCUCCUGUAUUUGGAUCUGUCUUUGUUUGCAGUGGAUGAACCUGUUCUGCAGCUUUUCAGCUUCCUUUGAAUAAAACCUGAAUAAAAUCUGAAGUUUUCAUGAACCCGA
Molecule: messenger RNA, 3088 nt
Organism: Xiphias gladius (swordfish)
Lineage: Eukaryota; Metazoa; Chordata; Actinopteri; Istiophoriformes; Xiphiidae
Gene: apmap
Product: adipocyte plasma membrane associated protein
Exons: 9
Coding region: 190-1437 (415 amino acids)
Biological process (GO): biosynthetic process
Molecular function (GO): strictosidine synthase activity
Source: RefSeq, a predicted model, not a curated record